AUGGCUUCUUGCGUAGGUUACUUUCCAAACCCUUCGCCGUCCCUCUCUUGCCGCCCGUCCUACUCCACCACCUUGCUCUCAGCUGGAUCCCAGCCAUUUCGGCCGCGCCGUAUCAUGGUCAGGUGGCAGCCACCUCGCGCAGGCUGGUUCAAGCUCAAUUUCGACGGAUCGGUGUACCACGACGGCUCCGGCCGUGCCAGCAUCGGCGGCGCCAUCCGGGACUGCAACGGCCGCGUGCUGGCCGCCUUCGCCGAGCGCACGGAGCACUCCACGGUGGGCAUCGUCGAGGCACGGGCGAUGAUCCGUGGCCUGCGGCUCGCUCUGGGUUGCUUCCUGGGCAGGCUGGUGGUGGAGGGCGACGACCUGGUGCUGGUGCAGCUUCUCCGCGGCGAGGAGACGCAGACGCGCAUACCGCUUCCCAUGCAGGAGGAGAUCCUCGGGCUGCUCGCCCGCUUCUCGGCAUGCGAGGUGCAGCACAUCCAUCGCGAGGGCAACCAGGUCGCGCACGUUCUGUGCCAGCAGGCGUACCACAGGCCCGGGGUGUGGAUGGGCGGCCUCGUGCCGCGCGCCGCCUGGGAGAAAGCAGAGGACGACCUGCACGGCGUGGCGCACGAGCGCCUCUGCAAGACCAAGGCGAUGGCGUGCUGA
This is a messenger RNA of Brachypodium distachyon (stiff brome), 648 nucleotides long. RefSeq lists its product as uncharacterized. NCBI's taxonomy places the organism in Eukaryota, Viridiplantae, Streptophyta, Magnoliopsida, Poales, Poaceae. Bases 1 to 648 code for a protein of 215 amino acids. The record is from RefSeq and is a predicted model, not a curated record. Gene Ontology annotation, molecular function: nucleic acid binding; RNA-DNA hybrid ribonuclease activity. The transcript has a single exon.